This is a messenger RNA of Aureobasidium vineae, 1842 nucleotides long. Lineage: Eukaryota; Fungi; Ascomycota; Dothideomycetes; Dothideales; Saccotheciaceae. The record is from the annotation of a GenBank genome assembly.
UCGUUGCGAGAGACCGUGCUCUUGCCAGUGAGAGCGUUGCCAGCAUAUUCCGGACCAUACUCUGUAGGAACCAUGGAGAUUGAAGUGCCUGUCGAACAUGCUCGAACGUUUACCAACAUCACGCGGAAAGGAAACCACGUACUGCAAUUGAAGACUGUGCUGUUGACGAUAUACUACCCUGCUUCUCCGCCUCAAAAGAAACGUCCAUCUCGACAACUAUGGCUGGGUCGACCUCGAGUCAGUAUGGCAACAGGGUAUGGGCAGUUUGCCAGCGUCGGAUCUCUUGGCGUGGCAGUGUUUCUACCCACGAUGUUCACAAAGCUUCCGGCAUUUCGAAAUGCUCCGAUAUCGUCUCAAUGGCCUCCUGAGUCUACAAAUAAGCCCGGAGAAGAAGACAACAAGUCUGGUGAAACCACGGAGGAAGAGGACCAAGACGAAAAGGACGAACCUACGGACACUCCACCAAAAUUCCCUCUGAUGAUCUUCAGUCAUGGUCUAGGGGGCACCAAAACUGCUUACUCGAGUGUUUGCGGUGAGGUAGGCGAGAUCGGAUUUUCUCAGCAAGGAACNUUCGCGAGUUAUGGAUUCGUUGUAAUCGCAUUGGAACAUCGAGAUGGCAGCGGACCUCGCAGCUUCAUCAAUCAACCAGGAACUGGUGAAGUCCGAUUCGACAAGGCCGGUGAGCAACGAGAUCCAGAGAAACAUCAUAGAAAGCAUGAGGAUACGCACUACGACAUGAUUGUAAACAAUCCUAUGGAUACGAGUCCGACCAAUGAUAAAGGUGUUGAUCGUGAACUUAGAGGAGGUCAGCUGGAUCUGCGCUUGGCAGAGAUCGAAGAAGCUUACAAGGUCAUAAACAUCAUCAACGCCGGUAGAGGUGAAGAAAUUGCCGCGAAGAAUAUGCGCCAGAAGGGCUACAAGGCUUCGAGUACUCACGGUCUAGACGGCGUCGAUUGGGCAACCUGGAAAGAGAGGGUCAAUACUCAGUUCGUCAUUGCCGCUGGACACUCCUUCGGCGCGGCAACUGUUGUGGAUAUGCUGAGGCACGAAAAACGAUUCCACUGGGUUGCGCAAGGCAUUAUUUACGACAUCUGNGGGACACUUCUCAACCAAAGAUCUGUACUGACCUUGUUUCUUUACAGAAGUGGCACACGGCCAGCAGCCGAGGAAGACCAGAAAAUCCAAGCACCACUUCUUGCCAUCAACUCGGAAGCUUUCACAUACUGGCCAUCCAACUUCGACCUUGUAUCAAAUCUGGUAGAAGAAGCUCACCCAUGUCCAGCGUGGCUCAUGACUGUCCGUGGAACGAUACAUGUCUCACAGUCCGACUUUUCAUUAUUGUACCCCAACGUCUGUUCGCUCCUUCUGAAAGCAAGCGCCGAUCCCGAACGAGCUCUGGAUAUCAAUGUCAACGCAUCGUUGGAGUUCCUACAGAUGGUGAUGCCAUCGAUACCACUUCGCAUCAAGAAGGCAUUCCCCAACGAGGAGCUAUUACAAACAGAAACCCACCACCUCGAGGAUAUCCCUCAAGUCGACCUGCACAAACCGAAGGAUGAGAAGUGGAUGGCAGCCAGAUUGCGCAUACCACACGAAUUCACGUGGCGCGUUGCUCCCGGGUUGGCGAGAAGGAUGGCGCGGAGGAAGAUUUGCGAGGGAGGCGGUUCGCCAGACGAUGAGAUUUGGUUGCACUGCAAGCCAGUGGAAGGGACGGUCGAAAAAUACAACAGCACUGUGGACAGAAGGAAGGCGAAGGACCCAAAAGAUGCGAAAGCAGAACCUGGGUCUGUGGGUCCGAACGAAGACACAAAGGAGAAGCCGGGAUGCAAGGAAUGGAGAAACUGA